AUGGCGGACGAUGAACGCCGAGUGAAGCGAUCUCGCUUUGACCAAACUGAACCUGAGCCCCGGCGAUCCCGCUUUGACCGACGCUCUCGAUCUCCCUCCAACCGCCAGUCGGAGUCGGCCCGCAGUCGUAGUCCGCUGAGUCGCCCACUGAGUCGCAGCCCUGCCCCAGACGCUCCAGCAAAGACAUCGGCAGUGGAUCCGGCCGCCGCCGCAGCGGCAGCAGCAGCCAAGAUUAACGCGCAGCUUCAGGCGAAAAAGGGUAUUCAACAUGUUGAUGUCCCUCCAAUCCGCUCUGCCGACAACGCGACAGAGAACUCCCAGUCCCCAUCUGCCGAGGGCGCAGCGAAGUUGAAUGCCGAAAUCUACGUCGCAGAUGGAGACUACAUCAAGGACAUUGAGAUUAACGAUCUGCGCAAUCGGUACACCUUGACCAAGGGAUCUACUCAGAAGAUGAUUCAAGAUGAAACCGGUGCCGAUGUGACCACCCGAGGAAACUAUUACCCCGACAAGAACAUGGCGACUGCUGCGAACCCUCCCCUUUACCUACAUGUGACCAGCACCAACAAGGAAGGCCUGGAGAAGGCAGUCGCCAUGAUUAAUACCCUGAUGCUAAAAGAACUUCCGAACCUGGUUGACGAGCGACGUUUCCGCCGUCGGGAACCCGAGCAACAGGUUGAGCGGGAUGAGUAUGGCCGUCGCAAAUGGCCGGAUGAGCGCAUCCCAAUCAAUCUUGAGCCAAUCCCCGGUUUCAACUUGCGCGCUCAAGUCGUCGGACAGGGUGGUGCUUAUGUGAAGCACAUCCAACAGCAGACUCGUUGCCGUGUUCAGAUAAAGGGCCGUGGCUCUGGAUUUAUCGAAUCGAGCACUGGUCGUGAAAGUGACGAACCGAUGUUCCUUCAUGUGGCUGGUCCUGACGCCAACGAUGUCCAGCAAGCAAAGGAGCUUUGCGAGGACCUUCUAACCAAUGUCAAGGAACAAUACCAGCGUUUCAAGGAGAGCCCACCCCAGCACAACUAUGGUGGAUACGGUAACCGUGGUGGUGAUCGUGGUGAUCGUGGUGACCGCUACCAAGGAGGCGGUGGAUACGGCGGCUACAACAAUCGCCAGCAGUACAAUCCUUCCUCUGCUAGCCCUGCCGGCCAGGCUUCUGCUGCUGCCGUUGCUUCCCCUGGUGCUGCAACCCCCACUACCGCUGACUACAGUGCCCAGUACGCCCAGUACUACGGUACUGCCGACCCAUAUGCUGCCUACGGCGGAUAUCAGAACUAUGUCGCAUACUACCAGUACUAUCAGCAAAUGGCCGCCGCCCAGCAGCAGGCAGAUGGCACUGCUCCAGCUGCUCCAGCUGCUCCGGCUGGCGAGGCCCCUCCUCCACCCCCUGGCUCAGGAUCCCCGCCGCCUCCACCUCCUGGUGCAGGUGGCGGUGGGUACGGCGCGGUCCCUCCACCCCCUGGCCUAUAA
Molecule: messenger RNA, 1461 nt
Organism: Penicillium griseofulvum
Lineage: Eukaryota; Fungi; Ascomycota; Eurotiomycetes; Eurotiales; Aspergillaceae
Product: KH domain-containing protein
Exons: 9
Coding region: 1-1461 (486 amino acids)
Cellular component (GO): nucleus
Molecular function (GO): RNA binding
Source: RefSeq, a predicted model, not a curated record